Oryza brachyantha (malo sina) is the source of this 2320-nucleotide messenger RNA. RefSeq names its product alpha-1,3-arabinosyltransferase XAT3. Gene Ontology annotation, molecular function: glycosyltransferase activity. Bases 330 to 2081 code for a protein of 583 amino acids. The transcript has 6 exons. Lineage: Eukaryota; Viridiplantae; Streptophyta; Magnoliopsida; Poales; Poaceae. The record is from RefSeq and is a predicted model, not a curated record.
AAAAAAAAAAAAAAAAGAGGAAGGAAAGCAGAGAGCAUCAUCGCCAUUCUCCAGUCCAGCUAGCCAGCGAGCAGCAAGUAGCCAGCCACCACCUCAUCCCAGCAGCUCCCCCACCCACUCCUCCCUCCCUCCUCGUUCCCCGCUUGGCCCAUUCUCCUUCCUCUUCCUCGUCUUCGGUCAGCCUCUGAGCUCACGCACGCAAGUAGGCAGGCAGUGGCCAAAGCCAAGGCUGACUGCCUCUCCUCUGCGCUAGCUAGCUAGCAGCACCUCCGGAUCUCGUGACUCUUUCUUGCGUGCGCCUCUCUCUCGGGUCCGGGCGGCGGCCGGGGAUGAAGGCGGGCGAGCGGCCGAAGUUGGUCCGGGGCCUCCGGCAGGAGUCCCGGCGGUUCCGGCUGCUGGUAAUCGUCCUCGGCUUCUUCCUCGUCUCCCUCACCUUCGUCUUCGUCUCCAAGCCCGACGCCAUCCUCUUCGGCCUGAACGGCAAGCUGCCGGUGAACCAGGCGCCGACGUCCAUCCUGAUCCAGCAGAAGGUCAACGACGAGGCCGUGGGCGAGCCCCGGAAAACCUCCACCGACGCUCUCCGGGGUGACCCCAAGGUGGUCGACGACGAAGCUGAUGUGAAACCAAAAGGGACAGGAGGAGGCGGCGGCGAGGAGGAGGAGGCGGGGGGCAGGGUGCUGAGCGAGCCUGACCCGACCAGCGGAAUGAUGGAGCCGACCCACAACAAGGACGGCAACGGCCAUAAAUCCGACGAGGAGACGUUAGGCGGUGGAGGCGAUGGGAAGAUGAAAGGGAAGGAGGAGGAGGAGGAGGAGGGGGAGGGUGAGCACGUGGAUCAGAAACAUAAAGUCACCCUUCCAACCGUUUCCAAUUACACAAUUCAUGAUGCUGCCGAGGAUACUGAAAAUGCCAAGCAAGAAGAUAAUGUCCAGCAGGGUAGCAAGCCCUUAUGUGAUUUCUCUAAUUUUAGAGCAAACGUGUGUGAGAUGCGUGGUGAUGUAAGAAUUCACCCAGCUGCCACGUCGGUCUUGUUCAUGGAGCCUGAUGGUUCGCAGAGGGAUGAGGUGUGGAAAAUUAAGCCAUACCCUCGGAAAGGGGAUGAGUUCUGCCUCAGCCAUAUCACUGAACUGACAGUGAAAUCGAGCAAAGUGGCUCCUGAGUGCACCAAAUACCAUGAUGUGCCUGUUAUAAUCUUUUCACUGACCGGCUACACGGGGAACCUGUUCCAUGACUUCACUGACGUGAUGGUCCCUCUUUUCACUACCGCAAGCGAGUUCAAUGGAGAAGUUGAAUUCCUCAUAACUGACAUGGCACUUUGGUGGACGAUCAAGUACCAGACAGUUCUCCAGAAGCUAACUAAGUAUCCUGUGAUUGAUUUCAGCAAGGACGACCAAGUGCACUGCGUCAAGCAUGCCAUUGUUGGCCUGCAUGCCUACAUGGAGUUCACGAUUGACUCAACAAAGGCACCGCACAAUUAUUCAAUGGUCGAUUUCAACAGAUUCAUGCGUGGAGCUUACUCUCUGGACAGGGACAGUGUAACAGUGCUCGGUCAGUACCCCAAGAUCAAGCCAAGACUCCUCAUCAUCAAGAGGCACCGUACAAGGAUGUUUCUCAACCUGGAUGAGAUCAUUGCAAUGGCCGAGGAGCUUGGCUUUGAGGUGGUGAUCGACGAGGCCAACGUGAGCUCUGACAUCUCCCGGUUUGCGCGGCUGGUUAACUCCGUCGACGUGAUGAUGGGUAUCCAUGGUGCUGGGCUGACGAACUGUGUGUUCCUUCCACAGAAUGGAACACUCAUUCAGAUAGUGCCAUGGGGUGGCCUGGACUGGAUAUCACGCACCGAUUUCGGCAACCCUGCAGAGCUGAUGGGCCUGAGGUACAAACAAUACAGCAUCAGCGUCGACGAGAGCAGCCUCACGGAUCAGUACCCCAGAGAUCAUGAGAUCUUCAAGAAUCCCAUCUCAUUCCACAAGCGCGGAUUCGACUUCAUCAGGCAGACUUUCAUGGAGAACCAGAAUGUGAGGUUGGACUGCAAGAGGUUCAGGCCUAUUCUCUUGGAGGCAUUGGACAAUCUCCACCCUUAGGCGUUGAGCUGCUCCUGUACAACGUUUCAACAUUUUGUCCAUUAUUCGUUCACAUUUUCUGUAGUGAAGUAUGCUGUUUAUUGUCUCUCGUGGGUGACAGGAGGAGGUACGAAUUGUCUAAAUUAUAGAAAUUUUAGAAAGUAUUUCUGUGAUAGUGUUAAACUGUAUAAAUUGCCGUCGCUCCAAGAUGGAACAAUAUUCAUUCUAAUCAUAUAAAGGUUCCUUGAAUUCUUCAUCGA